UAGCGCUCCCGGACUUCAAGAGGUGCAGUUAAUUUCGGCAGCUUGCGGCCCCAGCCGCCCGGAAUUCAAAGUGAGAAGUGGACAACUUUGUCAGUGUGCGGGUGGGGGGCAGCGCGACUACAGCCGGUCCCUCCGCUUCCCCCAGCAUCCCGUCAGGGUUAGCUGUGGGACAGAGCGUAGAGGGCUGGCUUUCCUGUUGCUAUCCCCCUCGCCGGCAACUUCUCGGGAAUGGAGCAGUCACAAUGUGGCAACAGCGACCGCAGCUGCGGCGUCCGACCCCGCCUGGCCCCGGGGCUAGUGGCGGCGGCUCCUCCACCUCCGUCCCCAGGGUUGUCCGUGCUCCCGGGGAUGCCGGUUCCUCCAGCGUUCCUCCGGCCGCCCGGCCUCUUUUUGCGCGCAGCCGCCGCCGCCGCUGCCGCCGCCACCCGGAGCGGAGGCUGCCCGCCGGCUCCCGGGCUGGAGAGGGGGGUCGGCGCGGUGAACUGCGGUUACCCGCGGACCCCCAAGUGCGCCCGCUGCCGCAACCACGGCGUGGUGUCGGCUCUCAAGGGCCACAAGCGCUUCUGCCGCUGGCGGGACUGCGCUUGUGCCAAGUGCACCCUGAUCGCCGAGCGCCAGCGCGUCAUGGCUGCCCAGGUGGCGUUGCGCAGGCAGCAGGCGCAGGAGGAGAGCGAGGCCCGGGGACUGCAGAGGCUCCUGUACUCUGCACCCUCGGGUCCGGGAGGUCGGGCAUCCGGAGGCAAUAGCAUUGCCGAGAAUCUCCAGGCGACCAGAGAUCCUGCGGCGGUGGCUGCUCUGGGACUCGGUGCCUUGAGACAGGCUGGUGAUUUGGCGACCCCCGCUUUCGAGGCUUUCUGCCCGGAUUUUCCUGGGGAAAAACAAGAACAAAAAAUGGGUAAAUAUGACUCAUACCCGAGUGGACAAGAAGAACCAGUCUCCAAAUCCCAUCAACUUUCCCUGGGGUCAUCUCCCAAGUCUAAUGGUGUCACUGGAAAACAAAACAUCAGGUCAUCUAUUUCAGAAAACUCAAACAAGGAUGAUAGCAUCUUGUCUCCUCUCUCUGAGGCGCAGUCAGGAGGUGAAGAGAGCCCCAGGUCCUUGUCAUCUUCUGAUCUGGAAUCAGGAAACGAAAGUGAAUGGGCCAAAGAUUUCACUGCUACCAGAUCCAGCCUCCCCACAUUGUCCUCAAGACCAAGAGAUCCUCUUGAUAUUCUUACCAAGAUUUUCCCAAGUUACAGGCGCAGCUGGCUAGAAGGCAUUCUACAGUUCUGCAAAGGGGAUGUGGUCCAAGCCAUUGAACAAGUCCUAAAUGGGAAAGAACAUAAGCCAGACACUAGGGAUCUUACAAGCUUGGGAAGAUCUGAACAUACAGCCUUUCAGAGAGCUUCUAAUUUUAGUCUACCUGGAUUUGGCUUUGGAGCUCUAGGGAAUAAAUCAGCUUUCUCUCCUCUUCAUACUACUUCUGCUUCAUAUGGAGGUGAUUCAAGUUUCUACAGCUCAAAUCCUAGACUAGGUAUUAGUCCAUUACAACUGGCAUAUUCCUCUCCAGGAAGAGGAUUAUCCAGUUUUAUGUCACCCUACAUAACUUCUGGGUUGGUACCAGCAUUGCCUUUUCGGCCAGUUUUGGAUUAUUCCUUUUCAGGAAUGAUUAGGGAUUCUUCCUACCUUCCCAUCAAAGACUCGGUAACUGGUGGUGAACUGUAUUCCAGACCGAAUCAGGACAAUCAGUAAUGUAUCUGCCCACUGUCCCUUUCUGUAGUAUUUCUGGAAGCAUGCAGUAGGCGCACACAUGCACACCACAUACAUUAACGUAGUAAAUACAUAUGUGAAUGGAUUAUCAGGCCUUAAAAUGCUAUUUAUUUUUGUAAGCAGUAGAAUAGACUUUAGAUCUUAACAUACUUCUUCAGCAUUUAUUAAGUGAAAGAAACAUUUGAACAUAUGUGCCUUGAAUAAAACUUAUAUCAGGAGAUCUUUUACUUUAAAUUAACAAAUCUUCUCUUUAAAAUACCAGUUGUAAAAUGUCUAUUUUAAAACUUGUUUUAUUUUAUUGAAAUGUGAUGUUCAUAGUUUUAAAAUACUUUUGUAAGUGUAAAGCAAUCCAGCAUAAUAUAAAAUGAGCAAAAAAUGAAGAGUUGAAAAAUUGAGAUACUUCUAAGUAAUUAUUAUUUUUAAACUUUUUUUUCCCCUUCUGUUCCUUGUUCACAGGAGAGAAAAAGGUUAUUCGAAGUAUUUUAAAAAAUAUUUUAUUUGCAUAUAAGUGGUUAGUAAUAAGUAAAACUUUUGAGAAGUUUGAACUUAUUUUUCUGAAUGUCUUAUUUCUCAUUCAUAUCUGCCAUUUGUGAUAAAAGUGCCACAAAAAAUAGUUCUCUUUAAAAAUGAAAACCCUGUGAAAUAAAUCUUGGAAAAUGAGAGUGCGCCACCUCCUGGCAACUACCAGUAAUUGCAAUUCAGUUCUGGCAGGGUAUAGGAAUUAGAAAGGAAUAAUUUCUUAAAUAUUAUAAACUAAUCAUUGUAUGAAAUAGUCAUUGGAUCAUGUUACAUAGAAAUUUGCAUAUUGUAAUGUGAACAUCUAUUGUGGACAAGGAUUUUAAUCUUGAAGUGUAAGAAUGCCUGUAUGUAGGGAAGUAUGCCUUGCCCUAUGUUUGGGACAAGACUAUGACAGCCGUCUCAAAGGUAAAGAUAAUUUUAAUCAGAAAAUUAAAAUGACUGAUAAGAUAAAUAUUGACUAACUCUAGUAGAUGAUGCUUAAUGCAAUGUGGAGAGAGAAAAUAUUUCCAAAGGGAAAUUUUAGGCAUUCAAUUUUAGAAGUUUUCUUGAGUUUUUAAAAAUACUUUUUAUUCUCCAUCUGAAACAUUUGAAAGCUAUUUAUUUUGGUCAAUGGAAAGUCCUGAGAAAACUGCUUACAAAACAAUUUUAUAAAGUUUUCUUCAUAUGUCAUCAUUUCUUUAGGAUAGUGGCUUUGUAGUUUUUGUUAGGGAUAAAUGGAAACACAGCUAUGCUGUAAGAUAAUUGAUGAAUCAGAGAUGAUUUAAAUAAUUUACGCAGUAUGAUUCACUAAAGAUAUUCUUAAAUUAUCGAUUUUAUCAUAUUUCCCAUGAAGCCCUUAAAAAUAUAUUUCUAAAUUAUAUUUUACCAGCAAAUAUAUUAA
Molecule: messenger RNA, 3148 nt
Organism: Choloepus didactylus (southern two-toed sloth)
Lineage: Eukaryota; Metazoa; Chordata; Mammalia; Pilosa; Megalonychidae
Gene: DMRTA1
Product: DMRT like family A1
Exons: 2
Coding region: 229-1731 (500 amino acids)
Biological process (GO): sex differentiation; regulation of transcription by RNA polymerase II
Cellular component (GO): nucleus
Molecular function (GO): DNA-binding transcription factor activity, RNA polymerase II-specific; RNA polymerase II cis-regulatory region sequence-specific DNA binding; protein binding
Source: RefSeq, a predicted model, not a curated record